This is a messenger RNA of Anisakis simplex (herring worm), 3315 nucleotides long. Lineage: Eukaryota; Metazoa; Nematoda; Chromadorea; Rhabditida; Anisakidae. The record is from the annotation of a GenBank genome assembly.
AUGUCGGAACGCUUAUCACAAUCUCAGACUCCCUCUCAUGACAAUCAUCAUGAUGAAUCUCAAGAGCAACCUGUUGAAGACAUACUUGCGAUUCCACGUAGGACCCUCAAUUUCUUUACGCGCCGACUCCAAACACUGACUAAUGUGCUUCCUUUUCCCAGUAUUACUAAUAUCACUCUUUCUCUGCCACGUCGUCUUCGUUCACUCCCUUCUACUACGACACCUCAACCGGUGUCUCCGCCACCUCCUACAAUGCAAACAUUGUCACUCUCCGAACGCCUGGCUUCUCUUCAUAUAACUGCGUCUUCGGAACAACCCUUUUUCGUAGAAGCCUCACAAUUAUCUCAAUCUGUCCCUACGGACGGAUCCGAACAAGUGCCCAUAUCUCCUCAACCUUCUACUUUGACUCAGGAGCUACCUCCUGCUAUACCAUCCACCUCACAGCCUUCACUUCAUCCCGUCAUCCAGGCAUAUAAGCCACCAUGUCAGCCCAUUACACUGCUUUCUGAUUCUACAUCAUCGUCUGUUAUUUCUCUCGGUAAUGACGUAUUUCUACCUGAGCCCGUAACUUAUAUAGUUUCGCAAUGCCUUACUAACCAAGUCGUCUUAGUUAUUGAACCGUCACAAUCCCGUCACAUUCUGGAUCAGGCUCCUGCAUUACUACAGUUCACUGACUACACUCAAUUCUAUUAUGACGGGCACAAUUGUGGUACAGGGUUUAACAAAUUCAAUGUCUACCCAUUUUCUCUAUUUGAAGUAUUAGUAUACGCCCCGUUAAUAAUUCACCAUCGCCAGGCACCCGUUCAAACAUUCCACCCUCAAAUCAUUCUACAAAAUUUGUGUGCUGACCGCAUUCGCGCCAAUGCCGCUGCGCAGUUUGCCGUACCGUUCGAGCGACAACCGUCUAUUAUGUCUAUUCUGUCUCUUACUCAACAUGCCAACGUCAAAGCUGGUGAUAGACGCAACCUCAAGAGUCAACCACGAAUAUUGCUGCAGUACGUUGGACGUCAUGCUGAAAAAACUCAAACUGUCCCUCACUAUCUUGUUGACUCCUUCACCUCUCGUCCAUUGGAAGGAGAUGUUGUACAUGCACAUUACGUUCAUGCCCCACAGUUGGCUCAAAUCGCCAUCAAUUACGUACUUCCACCAGGAUACCCUUUUGAUUCCAAUAAUCAUUUCGUCACACGAGACUUUGCCGAUACUGUAUUAAUCUGCAUCAGUCCUGCUGAUCCCACUCACCCUGCAUUACAACUAGAUCCCUUCUCUCGAAUAAGAGCUGAUGACCAAGAUCAACUUCUUCGAAUCUGUCGAAACUAUGAAGAUAUUUUAUUGGCCACUGCCAUCUUCAUUCGCAACAGAAUAAUACAUGCUAUGUCUAACAGUGCUUAUGUAGGGACUUCAUAUACUUUGCAUGAUAAUAUUCUUGCAGUAUCAGUACCAGCCAUCAACGACCCAAGAAUCAUGUCAUUAAGAGUCAGGUUCUGGGAACCUGACGUGAGGAUGCACAUUAUUCCAUCUAUUUACAGGCAACAGGAUAAACGGCACCCGCCAGUAUCAGCCGUAAUUCAAGAUAUCCAACUGGAUCCGGACAUGAACAUGAAGGCAACAAUUGUCCUUCGUGACGCUGACGUUCAGAAGCUGUGUCGAUUAAUAACACAAGCAGGUGAAGAGCUGGUGAUUGAACCAGACUCUACCAGAACAGGCCUAGAGAGUCGUAUUGAUUAUUUACGAUAUCGAUAUAUCUCAACUAUGUUGCAGUCAACUACAGCUCCCCAGUGCUCUCACAUACUCCGACUACUGCUCGGAAUACCUCGACAAUUAUCAUAUACUCCCAAUACAUCACCGUUAACGAAUUUAACAUUAACUGAUGAGCAAUGUUCAGUAAUUCAACACUUGAAGGGUAAUUGCCCUAUUCUUUUUCAACAAGCACCAGCAGGUACUGGUAAAACUUUCGUUAUCUCUGCAUUUAUUCAAGAGCAUAUGCAAACGGUGCCUUUAGCUAUCACAUUCUUAGCUGCCACCACCAACAUGGCUGUUAGUAAUAUGGCGCAGGCAAUACUCAAGUUGGUACCACAAUUGGCGCAUACUGAAUUCUUAUAUAUGCAAUCACUAACUGAUGAACGUCUAACUCGUUCAGAUGACUCUUUAUGGGCUCCCUAUCGCAUGCCGGAGCUCAUGAGCCGAUUGGUGGACCUACAAUAUUUUCGCGAUGAUCAACUGCAAUUUGCUCGUGACUACGUCAACAAUCGCAUUGCUCAUGACGGCACUGGAUGUCAUGAACACAAAGCUCUUGACCUGGUACUUCAAACCAAAACGGUACGAUUAAUUUGCGGCACAAUUGCCAUAUUAGAACAAUUUCUUUCCUCACUUGAAGAUUACAUUGAACGAUGCAUAAUUGAUGGAGCUGGUUUUGUGCCAGAGGUGCAAUUGUUAACCCUUGUUUCUGGUAUGCCUAAUCUCCAGCAAGUAUUUCUUACUGGCGACCUACACCAACUUCCUGCUUAUAAAGCUAACAUCCCCGAUAAGCUUCUGAAAUAUGGGUGCGACAGCGCCAUCGCGAGUGUAGCUCGACGAAACGUUAUCCCCAUGUUCUCUCUUAACAUUUCGUAUCGCUCACACCCCUUCCUAACCUUCUGCCUAUCAGAAACCGUAUAUAAUGGUCAACUAAGACCGGGUGUUUCCGCUGAUGACCGUUCGUUACUAACUCAUUCUGAUUUUCCUUUACCAAUUCCAUCUAUUCCUCUUGCUCUUAUUCACAUAUCCAGUUCUGAUGUAAUAAAUACCCGGCGAUCACGUUACAACCGCGGUCAAGAAAACGCCGCCAUCCACAUUGCUAAUCGUUUGACUCUCACUAUUGAUUCACACAAAAUCACUGUCUUAUGUUUCUACCUCGCCAGUCGUGAUUACAUCCGCUCUCAGUUGGAUGGUACAUCUAUUAAUUGUCACACUGUCGACAGCUUCCAAGGCAAAGAAAAUGAUGUCAUUAUUCUCGUCACGACACGCUCAUAUGACUAUUGCGCAACAGAUGACCAAGUCAAGUUCUUUGCGGAUCCUCAACGCAUUACCGUGGCGUUGUCACGUGCACGUCAUGGACUUUUUAUUAUUGCUGAUUUCCCUAUGUUAUUGAAAUAUGGCAUAUGGCAAAAAUAUUUGCGUCUAGCCACCCAAGAAACGCCCAUAGUGAACAGUCGAUACGUUGCUGCCAUUUUCAAUGACGUUCACCGCAAUCAUCGCAAUCUCUUGGUGGAUGCUCAUGGCAAGCCAUUUCUGCCCCUCGACACUUUCUUCAUCAACAGGAAAUGGCAUCAAUAUUGA